Molecule: messenger RNA, 4764 nt
Organism: Propithecus coquereli (Coquerel's sifaka)
Lineage: Eukaryota; Metazoa; Chordata; Mammalia; Primates; Indriidae
Gene: MEGF6
Product: multiple EGF-like-domains 6
Molecular function (GO): protein binding; calcium ion binding
Source: RefSeq, a predicted model, not a curated record
AUGGGGAAACCAGUGCAGCGAUCUCGGGCACCUGUGGCUGCACCCCGUGCGCUUCCCCGCCAUGGUGCGCGAGGAGGCGGAGGCUCCGCGGGGCCGCUGGGGCCGCCUGUGAGCCGGGGCCGGAGCAGGGACCCGGCGCGGCCGUGCGCGAUGCCUGUCCGGGCGGAGGCGAGGGCGGCGGGGCGCGCGGUGUCUCUGGCGCUGCUGCUGCUGCUGCUGCUCCCCGCCGUGCCGGCCCGCGCGCCGCUGCCCCCGCUGCAGCCCAGCAUGCCCCACGUGUGUGCUGAGCAGGAGCUGACCCUGGUGGGCCGCCGCCAGCCCUGCGUGCAGGCCUUCAGCCGCGUGGUGCCCGUGUGGAAGCCCGGCUGUGGGCCACAGGCGUGGUGUGUCGGCCACGAGCGCAGAACCAUCUACUACAUGGGCUACCAGCAGGUCUAUGCCAUGGAGGCCCGGACUGUGUUCAGGUGCUGCCGAGGGUGGACCCAGCAGCCUGGCGAGGAGGGUUGCCUCUCACCCCAGUGCAGUGCUGGCCUCUGUUUUAAUGGUGGCCACUGCAUGCCAGGCUCAGCCCAGCCAUGCCACUGUCCCCGAGGCUUCCAGGGUCCCCGCUGUCAGUACGAUGUGGACGAGUGCCGAGCGCACAACGGCGGCUGCCAGCACCGGUGCGUCAACACCCUGGGCUCCUACCUCUGUGAGUGCAAGCCUGGCUUCCGGCUCCACACGGACGGCAGGACCUGCCUGGCCAUCAACUCCUGCGCCCUGGGCAAUGGCGGCUGCCAGCACCACUGCGUCCAGCUCACAGCGACCCGGCACCGCUGCCAGUGCCGGCCCGAGUUCCAGCUCCAGGAGGACGGCAGGCGCUGCGUCCGGAGAAGCCCGUGUGCGGACAGGAACGGCGGCUGCAUGCACACGUGCCAGGUGCUCCAGGGCCUUGCCCGCUGUGCGUGCCACGUGGGCUACCAGCUGGCAGCGGACGGCAAGGCCUGCGAAGACGUGGAUGAAUGUGCCAUGGGGCUGGCCCAGUGUGCCCACGGCUGCCUCAACACUCCAGGGUCCUUUAAGUGCGUGUGCCACGCGGGCUACGAGCUGGGUGCUGAUGGCCGCCAGUGCUACCGGAUCGAGAUGGAGAUUGUGAACAGCUGCGAGGCCCACAACGGCGGCUGCUCCCACGGCUGCAGCCACACCAGCACGGGGCCCCUCUGCACCUGCCCCCGCGGCUACGAGCUGGACGCCGACCAGAAGACCUGCGUGGAUGUGGACGACUGUGCGGACUCCCCGUGCUGCCGGCAGGUGUGCACCAACAACCCCGGCGGGUAUGAGUGCGGCUGCUACGCCGGCUACCGGCUCAGCGCCGAUGGCUGUGGCUGUGAGGACGUGGACGAGUGCGCCUCCGGCCGCGGCGGCUGUGAACACCUCUGUGCCAACCUGCCCGGCUCCUUCCACUGCUCCUGUGAGGCCGGCUUCCGGCUGGAUGAGGACCGCAGGGGCUGCUCCCCGCUGCAGGAGCCCACGGUGGACCUGGACGGCCGGCUGCCCUUCGUGCGGCCCCUGCCCCACGUCGGGGUGCUCCAGGAUGAGCUGCCGCUGCUCCUGCAAGACAACUACGUGGGGGCGGACGAGGAGGAGGCGGAGCUGCGGGGCGAACACACGCUCGUAGAGAAGUUUGUCUGCCUGGGCGACUCCUUCGGCCACGACUGCAGCUUGACCUGCGCCGACUGCAGGAACGGGGGGACCUGCCUGCCAGGCCUGGACGGCUGUGACUGCCCUGAGGGCUGGACCGGGCUCGUCUGCAACGAGACUUGUCCCCCAGACACCUUCGGGAAGAACUGCAGCUCCUCCUGCAGCUGUCAGAACGGUGGGACCUGCGACCCCGUGACGGGGACCUGCCGCUGCCCCCCAGGUGUCAGUGGAACCCACUGCGAGGACGGCUGCCCCAAGGGCUUCUAUGGCAAACACUGUCACAAGAAAUGCCACUGCGCCAACCGGGGCCGGUGCCACCGCCUCUACGGGGCCUGCCUCUGCGACCCAGGGCUCUACGGACGCUUCUGCCACCUUGCCUGCCCGCCCUGGGCGUUCGGGCCGGGCUGCUCGGAGGAGUGCCGGUGCGUGCAGCCCCACACGAGGUCCUGCGACAGGAGGGAUGGCAGCUGCUCCUGCAAGGCCGGCUUCCGGGGCGAGCGGUGUGAGGCUGAGUGCGAGCCGGGCUCCUUUGGGCCGAGAUGCCUGCAGGUGUGCAGCUGCCCGCCGGGCGUGGCCUGCGACCCUGCGAACGGCGAGUGUCAGAAACAGUGUCCCGCUGGCUCCCAGGGGGAGGACUGUGGCCAAGAGUGCCCGAGGGGGACGUUUGGCGUGAACUGCUCAGGCUCCUGCUCCUGCGAGGGGGCCCCCUGCCACCAGGUCACGGGGCAGUGUCUGUGCCCGCCGGGGAGGACGGGGGAGGACUGUGGGGCAGAUUGUCCCGAGGGCCGCUGGGGGCUUGGCUGCCAGGAGAUAUGUGCGGCGUGCGAGCACGGUGCCCGCUGCGACCCCGAGACCGGAGCCUGCCUGUGCCACCCCGGCUUUGUCGGCAGCCGCUGCCAGGAUGUGUGCCCAGCGGGCUGGUUUGGCCCCGGCUGCCAGAUGAGGUGCGCCUGUGCCAACGACGGGCACUGCCACCCGGCUACUGGACGCUGCAGCUGUGCCCCCGGGUGGACUGGCCUCAGCUGCCAGAGAGCCUGUGACAGCGGGCACUGGGGCCCCGACUGCAGACACCCCUGCAACUGCAGCGCAAGCCGUGGGAGCUGCGACCCCGCCAGCGGCCUGUGCCUGUGCGAGGCCGGCUACACAGGCCCGCGGUGUGAGCAGCGGUGUCCCCAGGGCCACUUCGGGCCUGGCUGUGAGCAACGGUGCCAGUGUCAGCACGGAGCAGCCUGUGACCACAUCAGUGGGGCCUGCACCUGCCCGGCCGGCUGGAGGGGAACCUUCUGCGAGCGCGCCUGCCCAGCCGGCUUCUUUGGACUGGACUGCCGCAGCGCCUGCAACUGCACCGCGGGAGCCCCCUGCGACGCCGCGGAUGGCUCCUGCCUCUGCCCCCCUGGCCGCCAGGGCCCCCGCUGCGCCCAGCCCUGCCCAGCCCUCACCUACGGGCACAAUUGCAGCCAGGUCUGCACCUGCUUCAACGGGGCCUCCUGUGACCCUGUCCAUGGGCACUGCCACUGUGCCCCUGGCUGGACAGGGCCCACCUGCCAGCAGGCCUGCCCCGCUGGCCUGUACGGCGAGAACUGUCGACAUUCCUGCCUCUGUCAGAAUGGGGGGACUUGUGACCCUGUCUCAGGGCAGUGUCUGUGCCCGGAGGGCUGGGCUGGGCUGGCCUGUGAGAAUGAGUGCCUCCCCGGGCGCUUCGGAGCCGGCUGCCUGCAUGGCUGCAGCUGCAAUGGCAGCCUCUGCGACCGGCACACGGGUCUCUGCCUGUGCCCAGCCGGCUGGACUGGGGACAAGUGUCAGAGCCCCUGCCCGCGGGGCUGGUUUGGAGAGGCCUGUGCCCAGCGCUGCCACUGCCCACCUGGUGCCGCCUGCCACCACAUCACCGGGGAGUGUCGCUGUCCACCUGGCUUCACUGGCUCUGGCUGCGAGCAGGCCUGCCCAGCUGGCACCUUCGGGGAGGACUGUGGGCAGAUGUGCCAGUGUCACGGCAAGAACCAGGCCUGCCACCCUGCCACGGGGGCCUGCGCGUGCACCGCCGGCUACCACGGCCCCCGCUGCCAGCAACGCUGCCCGCCCGGGCGGUAUGGACCAGGCUGUGAGCGGCUGUGUGGGUGUCUCAACGGGGGGUCCUGUGAUGCGGCCACGGGGGCCUGCCGCUGCCCCGCCGGGUUCCUGGGGGCCAACUGCAGCCUCACCUGUCCACAGGGCCGCUCCGGCCCCAACUGUGCCCACGUGUGCAGGUGUGGGCAGGGGGCACCCUGCGAUCCUGUGACCGGCACCUGCAUCUGCCCCCCGGGGAGGGCGGGCGUCCACUGUGAGCGAGACUGCCCCCAGGACCGGUUUGGAGCUGGCUGUGAGCACGCGUGCUCCUGCAGAAACGGGGGCCUGUGCCACCCCGCCAAUGGCAGCUGCUCCUGCGGCCUGGGCUGGACGGGGCCCCGCUGUGAGCUGGCUUGCCCCCCUGGGCGCUAUGGCGCCGACUGCCAUCUGGAAUGUUCCUGCCGCAACAACAGCACCUGUGAGCCCGCUACGGGCGCCUGCCGCUGCGGCCCCGGCUUCUACGGCCAGGCCUGCGAGCACCCCUGUCCCCCCGGCUUCCACGGGGCUGGCUGCCAGAGGGCAUGCAUGUGUCAGCAUGGAGCCCCCUGCGACUCCGCCAGUGGCCAGUGCCUCUGCCCCGCCGGCUUCCGUGGCCAGUUCUGUGAGAGCGGGUGUGAGCUGGGUUCAUUCGGAGAGGGCUGCCGCCAGCGGUGUGACUGCCAGGAGGGGGCACCCUGUGACCCUGUCACCGGCCUCUGCCUUUGUCCACCUGGGCGCUCAGGAGCCACGUGUGGCUUGGAUUGCAGAGCGGGCCACUUUGGGCCCGGCUGUGUCCUGCGCUGUGACUGCGGGGGUGGGGCUGACUGUGACCCCGUCAGUGGGCAGUGCCACUGUGUAGAUGGUUACACGGGGCCCACGUGCCGGGAAGGUGGGCCCCCCCAGCUGCCCGAGAGCCUAUUCCCUGCCCAGAGCCCAGCAGCCGGCCUGCCCGCCUCCGCCAGACCGGCCCCCAUGCGCAGCAGCAGGGCAGCAGAGCCCUAG